AUGCUCUGGACCUCACAAGUGCGCACCCAUGAACUAGGGCUUUUAUAUCGGCGCACUACUAAAUUCCAUAAAAACGCAGGAGGGUUUUUUUUUAAGAACGAAAACGCUCUCACUUCUCCUUCCAAUCGCCAACCACUGCUCGCAGCACUUGGCUGUCGUCAGUUUGCCGUUUCUGCCGACGAUUCUGCCAAGAGAAAAUACGCCAACAAUGUGUCUAAAUACAAUACCGUCAUUGGAUCUCUCACUUCUCAAAGAAGGUAUGUCUCUCGCCGCUCUUUUUCCAUUUCUUACUUAAUCAACAGUAGCACACCCUUUUUCACUCCACUCUUUCUCUCUCUACAAACAACCAAGAAGCAGCAGCAGCAGCACAAGAAAGAUGGGCGAAGGAAAAGGCUCAUCCCUAGGGUUUUCUGCUCGAUUCCUCUGUUCACAUUGAUUUUCUCAUGUUUAGCGACGAUUAUAUCUGCUGACUUGCUAAAUGAGUUCGCCAUUUCAAUUCCAUUCUUCAGCUUCAUGAGAUCUAGGUUUUUGAACACUAAAGCUGCUAUGAACCUUCACACAAUGUUUAGUGAUUUUUUGCUUGGAACCAUUCGCACAGAUAAUGCAACUAAUUCCACUUACUGCGUGUACGAUUCAGAUGUAGCAACAAGCUAUGGCGUUGGUGCCUUUCUGUUUCUUCUCUCAGGUGAAUCCUUACUCAUGGGAGUAACCAAAUGCAUGUGUUUUGGAAGGCCAUUAGCACCUGGUGGAAAUCGAGCUUGGACCAUCAUUUAUUUCACAUUCUCACUGCUGAGUUUUGUGGUUGCAGAAGCUUGUUUGAUAGCAGGGGCAAAGAAGAAUGCAUACCAUACUAAAUACAAGGGGAUGUUCAUUUAUAGGAUUUACUUUUUGAGGGAUGUAUAUGUUGAUAUGAUGUUGGAUGGAGUGAAACCAGAGAAAGAUACAUUUCGUACACUGACUACUGGUAGUAUGAAAGGCGUCCGUCUACAGGACUGUUUCUUCUUCCGUGAUCAAAUGAAAUCCAUGGGUUUGAUUUCUGAUGUUGUUUUGUACAACUUCAUGAUCUCAACAUGUGGGUAG
Lactuca virosa is the source of this 1080-nucleotide messenger RNA. NCBI's taxonomy places the organism in Eukaryota, Viridiplantae, Streptophyta, Magnoliopsida, Asterales, Asteraceae. The record is from the annotation of a GenBank genome assembly.